Molecule: messenger RNA, 4460 nt
Organism: Mercenaria mercenaria
Lineage: Eukaryota; Metazoa; Mollusca; Bivalvia; Venerida; Veneridae
Product: Krueppel-like factor 10
Exons: 4
Coding region: 457-2046 (529 amino acids)
Biological process (GO): regulation of transcription by RNA polymerase II
Molecular function (GO): RNA polymerase II cis-regulatory region sequence-specific DNA binding; DNA-binding transcription factor activity, RNA polymerase II-specific
Source: RefSeq, a predicted model, not a curated record
GAUUCUAUUGUUGAUAUUUUUUGUAGGCCUACUGUACUUUAACUGCUAAUCUUUAAAACAAAAGUUUCUUUUGAUAAUCAUCAGGAAGGUUUACAGUACAGUGCAUUCAUUGCAAAUCUUUAGACCAGGCAACUAUUAGACCUUCCUGCUAAACAUCAACAGUGAUCAAGGGCUGGGUUUCAAUCAGUAAUUGUUGCCGCAAAAAUGAUCAUACAGAACAUUUUUUAAAUUUUACUAAAUGUUUGAGGAGCUAUUAAGUUUUAUUUCGUAUACCUAGCUGCUUAGACUUGCCAAUUUAGUAUUUACAUUGGUCAGCGUUGUAUCAGUCACCCGAGUUGUUUCCCUUUUGCAUGACAUGCACGCAUAAAUCACGACUCGUGGGAGUACAUAUUGAGUGAUUUGAUAGUAGUUUGUAGUAACGCUAGACCUUGGGUUUUUGACGAAAAAAGAGAUGGCAUGUCAAGCAGAACACUCAUGGACAGUCCGAAAUCGGUUGUAGAUGAGUCAAGUGAACGAGAAGCUGUUGAAACAUUGCUAUCUAUCUGUAAAGCUCCAAGUCCGUCGAGCAGUGAACAUAGCAUGGAUUCCAACUGCUCAUCCACAUCUAAUGACCCUUGGAAUCUUCCCGGAGACCCACCACCGCAACCUGUCUAUGGUCCGUACUCCAGUCCAGACAGGAGUUCCAACUUUGGUAGAGGAUUUUUGGAAACCAAGUCAUCUGUCUCAUAUACUACGUUAUUGGAAUCCAGUAGUGCAGAAUGUCUUAGAGCAACUCCAUUUAGGAGAGAAUCUAAGUUGGCACAGUUACUGAUGGAAGGACCAUUGGAGCGGGCGUCUGGACAAAAAGCUGAUCAUGUUAACUCACAAGGCUUGCCAAGCAGAACAUGUAGAGGACAACCAGUCUCAGUUAUUGUUCCAACUACUACAACUAGUAUGAACCAGUCCUGCCUGCCAGCAAAGAAAAGACUUAUUGUUUUUGAACAUAGUGAAAAUAGCAAUUGUUACGAAAUUUGCCGAAGUAGUGAACAAAAUUCUUUCAAUGGUGCUUCUACGGGAAAUUCAUCUGGAAGUGAAACAAAUUCAUAUUCUGUCUCUAGUCAGUUUGAUUCUAAUGUUCCAAACACAUCAUUUAGUGACUCGCCAGUCUCAGGACUUUUACCUACCAGUACCACCUCGCAGAUUCUUGGAAUCAAACCAUUGUCAGAGCAUUCUCCAUCCACUGUGAAGUUUUCAGGAUCGGUAGUUACAUCAUCAACAGAAUAUCCUUCAUCUUCAUCCCCACUUGUGGCUGAGCCUGUUGUGGCUAAACCGCUUGUGGCUGAACCAUUAAACAAGUCACAGACUGCCAGUAACGUUAAAAUUCUGCCAAGUGCUUUGUCAGGUUCAAGGGUAACCCCCGUACCGGUGGUGCUUACACAGGCUGCUAAUGGGACCAUUACUCAUCAGCCGCCAAUAGUUCAAGUCAUUUUCAUGAACAAUAACUGCACAGCAGCUUGUAGUGCUAGUAAUAUGCCUGGACUUUGUCCGAUCGCUCCAGCUCCGAUGUCGAGAAAUAUUUCAGAACAGGAGGUGGAAGGGAAUAGCAGUUCAAGGUCAAGGCCACACAGGUGCACUUACAGCGGGUGUGACAAAACUUAUUUCAAGAGUUCACACCUGAAAGCUCAUUAUAGAACUCAUACAGGAGAGAAGCCAUUUGUUUGUACUUGGAAAAUUUGUGACAGAAAAUUUGCUCGAUCAGAUGAACUGUCGCGCCACAGGCGUACACAUACCGGUGAAAAAAACUUUGUGUGUCCACUUUGUGAAAAACGUUUUAUCAGAAGUGACCAUAUGUCAAAACAUCUGAGCAGGCAUUCAAGUAAUCCAAGACAGAAGUCCAAAGGUCGGAAAGAAGUAGAACAGUCGGUGGAAAUGGAAGUGUCUAGCGAUAGUGUCAUUGUACAGCCAUUGGUAGAGAAGGCACAAGUUGUUGACAUGUCGGAAGAUUCACAAAUGUCAUGGUCCACGGAAGCUUUGUGCAAGGAUCUGCCGCAGGCUGUUGCAGAUUAGAAAUUAUGUAGAUUUUUUUUGGAAUUUAGUAUUUGUUGUUAGUUUUGUGUCUUGAUAGUCAAAACUUUCUAAGAAAGUUGUUGCUUUAGAAAAAAAUGUAAUUUGACAUUUGCUGCUUCUUAGAUUGAUUUAGGCAACCUCUGGAAUGGUUGGAAUUGUAUUAUAUAUGUGAUAUUGAUUACAAAAAAAAACAGGCAAAAUAGAGCCUGUGAAGUUGAUGAAUGCUAGUAUUCACCUGUUUAACAGGUAUUGUCAGGUUGUCAAGGUAUUUUUGUUGGGUAUCAGGUGCUAGGCAUUAAAAUUUUAUUGUUACCUCAGAUAUGUGUCACAUUUAAAAUAUUGAUAUAAAAGCUUUUGUUAAUUAAAUGACAAUUUUGUUUAGGUUUAGAUAACUCGUUAGCCAGAUAAAAUUGGGUAAGUGUAGUUAUGGACUUAAACAUUGACAGUGACUUAAAACUUAUAGAAAUGUCAAAUUUUAGGGGACAAAGCAGGCAUUUCAACUUUAAUGAGAAAUUACAUUUAUUAUCAGCUUUAAGACAAAAACUAUAAUUGACUGAAUUAAGAACUUGAUUUUGAAAUAUUUGUUAAUUUACUUGUGCCACAGAAGAAAGAGAUCAUGGCAGUUUUAACAUUGUGUUGUCCCAGUUUUACAGCUUCUUGCAUUGUCUUUUUUGUCUUGUAUGUUGUAUUAAAUACACACAUUUAUAACAGUUACGUCUAAAGACCAUUUCAUAUAUAUACCAAACCCAAAUUAAGUCCAAAUUGAUGCCCUUUCUCUCCAAAAUCAGCCAGGACUUUCACAUACUCAAUUUUCUGGACAGAAAUAUGUAAAUCCUCCAAUUUGCGAAAAAUGUGAAAAAAUUUCACCAUUUUGGACUGAAUUCAGUCUGUCUAGUAGCAUGUAGCUAGGAAUUCAGUUUGUGGAUGUUCCCAGUUAGUUGUGUUUUACUUUAUGGUUCAGUUUUGUCAUUUAAGUGAAAUGGUCCAUUGAUCAUUUUGCACUCUAAUAAUUUUUCAGGCCUGGUUUUGAUUCACGGGUCAUUCCUAAGACCGAGAUCUUCUCGUUAAAAUGUGUGGAAGUACAUUCAUUAAGUAGUAAAGAUAUAUAAAUUUGUAUUUGUUAUUCUACAAAUGUUUUUUUUUUUGUUACCAUGUUAACGCAAGUAUAAAUGUUGUAUUUGCAUAUAUGUAUAUGUAUGUUCAUUAUGAUUAAAGGGUAAAUAGUAAAAAUAUUACAAGUUGUGUUAAGAAAGAUGAACACAUUGUGCAAUGUUGUAAUUUUUUUGUGUGAAGUUCUGUCUUUUAUUAUUUCUUUUUUGAAAUUAUUGGUCAAGUUGUUGACAGAAAGGAUUGGCAGUUUCAAUGAAAUUUAAUGAACUUAUGGGAUAUUUUCAUCAAAAACAAUGUGUAUCGAGAAUUAAUAUCAAACAGAUGUGUAAAUUAAUAAAGUUAAUUAUGGUAUACUUUUUUAUAUCGUUUUAUAACGUAAUAACACAUGUUUCAAAAAUGGCCAGUUAAGAGUGCUGUAUAGAAGUAUUACUAAUAUAUCAUCACCUGUGUUAUAUGCAUUGGACAUUGUCACACAACAACAAGAUAUUGAUGUUAUAUAAUAUAUGUUUACUCCUUGUAAGUAAUAACAGUUCACAACUGACAUGUAAUACUUUGUCAUAGCACUGUCAUCGAUCAAUUUUGUAUCAGCAUUUCAACUGACAAAUAAAAUACAUUGAUAUAUCAGUAUAACUCCAAUAUGAAAAAAAAAAUAUGGCAAGAAGGAGUGUAUUUAUAUUUUAGGAUUGAUUAUUUAAAGGAAAUAAUUUCAAUAUUUUGGGAUUGUUUUACAUUUUAUUGAACUGUAUGGAUAUUCAAAAAUUCUGCAUCAGUACAUAAUUGAUUUGUCUAGAGUGACCAGUGAUGGCAGCCUUGUAUUGAAUUUUGAUUUCUCGUAUUUCACAAUAUUUUUACAUAGAUAACAUUAGCAUAUACAUAUAUAUAUAUAUAUAUAUAUAUAUAUAUAUAUAUGGCUACAAACUUAAAAAUAGCCCAUCUGCAUCAUAAAUUUUUGGCAUAGUCUCCCUCAGCGUAAGAAAUUUUAUGAAGAAAUUAUAUAUCAAGAAUUUACGUAUCUCUAGACAAAAAUAUUUUUUUCCCCUCACAGGAAACCUUCAUUACUUUGUUUCAGAAAGGUACAAAUUUCUGUUUUCUACAUCAAGGGUAAUACUGUUCUCAAAAUCUACUACAAACUGUAAAUAUUUUUUAUGUGCCAUUAUUACUAAUCAAUGCAACAUUGUACGAGUUCCUGUUUUGUAAGUUUAAUAUUAUUUCUUUUUGUUAAAUUAUAUUAUUUAUAAACUUUACUUUUUUCCAGUGUUACAGUCCCAUUUUCAGUAAACAGACAUAUCUUAAAAAAAAAAAAA